CGCCGUCAACAUGUUCAAGAUUGCCCUGGUGCUGGCUGUGGCCGCCUGCUGCGUGAGUGCCGCCCCCAAGGCCGGCCUCGCCCCCCUGGCCUACUCUGCCCCCCUGGUGGCCGCCGCCCCCGUGGCCUACGCCGCCCCCGCGCCAGCCGUCGUGACGGCGCACAGUUCGCAGUACAUCGCUCAGAACUUCAACGGACUCGCCGUGGCCGCAGCCGCCCCCGUCGUCGCAGCCGCCCCUGCCGUCGCUGCUGCAUACCACGCCGCACCUGCUGUUUAUUUCAGAUAAACAAUUACACGCAAUCA
Messenger RNA from Schistocerca serialis cubense, 303 nucleotides. Its product is annotated as cuticle protein 16.5-like. The transcript has 2 exons. Bases 11 to 286 code for a protein of 91 amino acids. Lineage: Eukaryota; Metazoa; Arthropoda; Insecta; Orthoptera; Acrididae. The record is from RefSeq and is a predicted model, not a curated record.